Messenger RNA from Nelumbo nucifera (sacred lotus), 1953 nucleotides. Its product is annotated as leucoanthocyanidin reductase-like. The record is from RefSeq and is a predicted model, not a curated record. Gene Ontology annotation, molecular function: oxidoreductase activity. Lineage: Eukaryota; Viridiplantae; Streptophyta; Magnoliopsida; Proteales; Nelumbonaceae.
UCAGCCCUUCGCCCUCUGGGGGUUAGCUUAGAUUCAAAGCCAUCAUCUAAUUCCCUCCGUCUCUCGGACUCUCGCCUUUAUUUAUUCUCUCACUCUCUCCUUCUCGUCACCCUCAUCCAGAUCUCCUUGUCUCCUUCUGUGUCUUUCUCUCUCUCUCUCUCUCUCUCUCUCUCUCUCUCUCUCUCUCUCUCUCUUUCUUCUAGUCUCUUACGUACGAGAAGUAGAAGCUAGCAGACUGGAGGAGUGAGUGGACCAAGGAGAGAGAGGGGGUGUUUCAGAUAAAAACCCUUUUUAUUUUUCUUGAUAAAACUUAUAAGCUUCGUUUUCCUUCUCAACCAACAGUAGACAUUAGCGCAAGAACAACAAAAAAAAAAACAAAAAUGGCCGAGAGUUUCCCAGCAGAGAAGAUGGCUAAGGUCUGCCCGGAAGAGCUGGCAGAGAAUGGCCCGGCAGAAAAGAUGGCCAGGAUUUGCCCUGAAGAAGAGGUGACCGAGAGCUUCCCAGAGAAAAAGAUGGCCAGGGUUUGCCCAGAAGAAGAGGUGACCGAGAGCUCCACAGCUGAGAAAAAGAUGCCCAAGGCUGACUGUACUCGAACACUCAUUAUCGGUGCCACCGGUUUCAUCGGUGGCUUCAUCGCCGAAGCUUGCCUCGCCUCCAGCAGACCCACCUAUAUUCUCGUCCGUCCCGGUUCCAACUCCCCUUCCAAGGCCAAAGCUAUCAGAGCUUUGCAAGACAAAGGAGCCAUCAUUCUUCACGGGAGCAUCGGCGACCAAAAUUUGAUGGAGAAGAUACUGAAGGAGCACAAGAUCGAUGUGGUGAUAUCAGCUAUAGGUGGCGACAAAAUUUUAGCCCAGCUUACCCUCAUCGACGCCAUGAAAUCGGUCGGAACCAUCAAGAGAUUUUUGCCAUCGGAAUUCGGGCAUGACAUUGAUAGAGCUGAUCCCGUAGAACCAGGGCUCACCCUCUACAACGUCAAACGCCGUGUUCGACGGAUGACAGAAGCCGCCAGCAUACCUUUCACCUACAUCUGCUGCAACUCCAUCGCCGCUUGGCCCUACUACAACAACACUCACCCUUCCGAGGUUCUUCCUCCGUUGGAUCACUUCCAGAUCUACGGUGAUGGAACCGUCAAAGCUUAUUUUGUUACCGGUGCCGACAUCGGAAAAUUCACCAUAAAAACUGUUGAUGACAUCCGCACCCUCAACAAAUCAGUCCAUUUCCGGCCACCCUGCAACCGACUAAAUAUCAAUGAGCUUGCUUGUUUGUGGGAGAGGAAGAUCGGAAGGACCCUCCCUAGAGUUACCAUCACAGAGAACGAUUUACUUGCCGCUGCAGAAGAGAAUUGCAUCCCGAGCAGUAUUGUUGCGUCCUUGACUCACGACAUAUUCAUCAAGGGUUGCCAGAUUAACUUCUCCAUUGAUGGGCCGAACGAGGUCGAGGUGACCUCCCUUUUCCCAGACAUUCCAUUCCAGACUGUGGAUGAGUGCUUCGAUGAAUUUGUGGUCAAGGCGGUGGGAGAAGAAGAGGGAGUGGAGCAGCAGCAGCAGCCAGUGAGCAAUGGCGAGAUGGGCAAGACAAACUCGAUAGUAGAAUCACUGAGCAGCGAAGAUGGGCUGAGCAAGAAGAACCCUUUAGUAGAACCAUUGGCUAUUGCAGCUACAUGUGCUUGAUUCAUCAUCCAAUGUCAUUACAUCUGUGGAUUGAUUGCAAUUUCUUGGACUGAAAAUGGAAUUGUUGGCCCAAAAUCCUCCUAGAAUCAUCUCGUUUCCAACCACCGAGAAUUCUUGUUUGGCUAAGCUACUCGAAUAAGCUUUAAGUUCAUUCUCUCAUUUUGAUUUGGCUGUAUUAGGUAAUAUAUUAAUUAUGUAUCCAGAAGUUAAGAGCAUUAAUUUGAUGUUCUGAAAAUAUUAUUGUAGAGCAUACGAAUAAAUUCGCCCCACUUUGGUACAUCAA